Molecule: messenger RNA, 261 nt
Organism: Fusarium odoratissimum NRRL 54006
Lineage: Eukaryota; Fungi; Ascomycota; Sordariomycetes; Hypocreales; Nectriaceae
Exons: 1
Coding region: 1-261 (86 amino acids)
Source: RefSeq, a predicted model, not a curated record
AUGGGUCGGUCUCGCGAUGGACUCAAGUUGCUUUCUCUCCACUACGACGAUGAUAUGCAGACCGAGAAGCGAAUUCAAGAGAUUGAAGACAAUGUGGCUAGAAUCGCCAUCGCUGUGCAGAAGAAUGUCGCUUCACGUCACAAAGACAAGGCUUACAUCACAGAGCUUCGGUCUCUCUGUGUCCAGCAGCUUGGCAAUGUCCCAGAGUGCCUCCGACGUCUUGCUGGUGCCGACUUGACGCCUCUAAGUUCUCUGUGCUGA